CGGCGCCUAUCUUGAUAGUUGAUAAUAUUAUAAUUAUGUCAAAUUAUGUACAAACUUAGCGUCCCACAGCGUCCCAUGCAGUUUGGUAAAUAAGUUCGCACCGCAUAUGUAAAUAAUAUGCAAGAAGACUAGAGAUCUCUUCUUCUAUAAACAAAUAUAGUGAUAUCAAUCUAAACAUCUAAAUUUGUGAUUGUGUUUUUCUAAUUAAUGACUUACAACAUUACAUGUUAAUAGCAAACAAAAACAGGUUUUGUGUGACAUAAUCACAAUACAUCGUACACCAUGGAAUUAUCACCAUAUCUUGAGGCGAUCCAAAAAAUACCAGGUAAGACACCUGGUGAAAAAUAUGAAGCACUGAAUCGUAUUGCCAAAAAGCUCAUUGAUGAUGCAAUGGAAAUUGAUGACAAUUGUGUGAAAAAUAUUAAUGUCAAGUGUACAGCUGAACUUCCAGAGUGUCUUGUGCCUAUUGUUCAACUUGAGGUGGCUAAAAUUCUUCAUCAACCUGAUGAUAUUGUGACUGCACUUAAAUCUGAUGAUGCCUUUAUCAAUGAUCGUGCACUCAAAGCCAAGUGGUUUUUUGAUGGCAGCAAUGAGAACAUCACCAACAGUCAAUACUUUAAUAAUUACAUUUUUCCACAUGUCUCAUUGACUGUUCGCAUUAAAAUUAUUAAAAACUUGGCAAAAUAUUUGAUGUUGUCCAAUAAACAAAGUGUUGCUGAAAAUUUUUACAUUGAAUUAAAAGAACAAUAUGGUGAAGAAUUAGUGAGACCACUUUGUUUUGCCUGUGGAGAAGACUUCAUUCGUAUUACUACUAAUGAAUGGAAAAAACCAGUCAGUGUUAAUGAGCUUGAAAUUAUCUAUCCACGUUUUCCAAAUUUCGUUAUUUCAUUAUUGAAAGAAAAACCAUACAGAAAAUUUUUACCCAAGAUACUAAAAAAACAUGCUGAUAGUUUUGUUGAUAUUGUCAUCAGAUCAAGACCAAAUUUAGUUGUCAAGUUGAGUAAUAAAAAAUGUGAAUUAUUGUUAAAAAAUGCACGGAAUGCUUUCUUGAACGAUCCAAAACCCUUUAUGCGUUUACUGUCUUUAAAAUUUAUAACGGCAAAGCUUAAUAAAUUGGAAUUUCAUCAAUUUUAUGAAAAUCUAUUUCCACAAAAUUAUAAAGAACUUUGUUUUACAACACUCUACCAAUAUUUAGAAUACUAUCCUGAAAAAGAAAAAUUAGAUCUUUUAAUGUCAACAUUUGAAAAUCUUUAUGGAAUAAAUUUUUUGGAGUGUGUUGAUUCAAUAUCAUUUCCAUAUUUAUUAGAAAAUUAUGCUGAUGUUUUCGUUGACAAGCUAAGUAACGAAAAAUAUGAAUUAUUUUUAAAAAAUGUACUGAAUGAUUUUGGGACAAAUCGAAAGCUCUUUGAUCAUUCUAAGUCUCUAGAAUUGAUUACAUCAAAGCUCAAUAGAUUUGAAUUUUAUCAAUUAUUUAAACAAUUUUUUCCACAAAAGUAUGAAGAAUUUCAUUUUGAAAUACUCUACAAAUACUUGAAAUACUAUCCAACCGAAGAAAAAUUAAGUUUUUGGAUAUCAACAUUUGAAGAUGUUUAUGGACUAAGUUUGUUGGAGUGUACCGAUUUGAUAUCACCACAAUUAUUACGAUUGUUAAAUCCUGAAGAGAGGAUUAGAAUCGCUAGAAAAAAAAUCGAAAAAAAUGAUACAUCACGUUACAUUGAACGUUCAUGGAUAUGUUAUUUGCCAACAGAUGAAUCAAUUCCAUUGAUAAAAGAAAAAAUAUCAAAAGAAUCUGUUAUUAAUAAUCGCUGUGUAUAUUUACAAGAGCUUAUAUACACAUGUAGUGUCAACAAGGAUAACGAUGCUCUCCUCGAUGUGUUGGAAUACAUAUUCAUGCGACACAAAAAUGAGCAAAAUCCAGUAAUUCCAAAUGUUUUAAGCAGACUACGUACUGAUUUUGAUGUUAAAAAUUUACCAAAAGAACAUUUAACUAUUGUUGAUCAAUUUGUGAUGUUUUUAUAUAUAAAAUAUGAGCUUGAAUCAUGUGAAGAUGUAAGUGAAAAAUUAAUUUGUGAUUUAAUAUUCUCAAAAUUAGAACAUAAUGAAGAAUUCAAUAGGUACAUUGAACUUUAUAUUGAGCUUUAUCGUAAAAAUAUUUCGAAACGUUAUGAUUGGAACAUUCUUAAAGAUUAUCCUGAUUACGAAAGAAAGUAUUUGAUUGCAUGUAUAGAGAACGUAUGUAAGCAAAAAGACUUACCAGCAUUUGUCAAUACUCUGUUGCGUAGUAUGUAUGGUUUUAAUCAAAGAAAUGCCAAGGCUAACGUUCCAUUAGAAAAUUUCAGUAUAAAAAAUUAUCCAUUAUUGUAUAAAGUUGUAAAAAGUAUUGUAACACGAGAUCGUGAAACAGAUAAACACUGGUACAAGUUAUUACAAAAAUCACCAGAAAAAAUUAUAAAUAAUUGGAGUAAAUAUCUUGAAUUAUGUAAAGAUAGAAUCACGACAUGUAAUCUUGCUCGUCGAUUCCUUCGUUAUACUAGAUGGCACCAAGAUUUACCCGUCAUGUUUGCAAAUCAAUGUUUGAAAGAAUUAUAAAUAAAAGAGAAUGAUGAUAAUCAUAAAAAUCUUUGUAUUCUUGCAGUUUUGUAUGAGGGUGCAUCAUAUGAAAAAUUAUUUACACCUUUUAUACCACAAUCAAAAACACUUGAUUUGUUAUUCGGCAGCAAUAUAAGAGACGAGUAUAGAUUCAACUGUUCAAUUUUAUGGUCAUUGAACAUUGUCAAUCCACCAGUAUCAUUCUCACCAAUCUUUGAAUUUUGUCAAGACGAUUAUGUCGAUAAAGCUGUCAACACGUUAAACAACAUUGGUCGUCGUGUGCCUGUUGACAAAGUCAUAGAAUUCUCCAAAACUCUUGUCAAUCAAAAAGUAUCUGUUAAAAAACAUGGUAUUAGAUUAUUUUGUCAAGUAGCCAGUCAUGAUCAAAUUCAAGAAAUAAUGUUGCAUCUGUGGAAGAAAGAAAAGCAUAUAUCAAUCCGUCAUGUUUUAUAUAAAAAAUUUUCCCAACUACUUAUUGAUACACCUUCUUCCCAAAGUUGGAGUAUAAUGCAAAUUUGCAUGGAUGAGGUCAAGACUGAAGAUCACUUUUGGGAUAAAAUUUUUGAUGUCUCUGAGGUCCCUGAUGAUUUUUUCGAAUGUUACAUAUCAAAAUUGUUUGAGACAAUCAAGAGAGUCGAAGAAACAGAAAAUAAUUUUGGACCAUCGAAAAGUGAAGCAUGUAUGCGUCCUGAAUUGUAG
Molecule: messenger RNA, 3288 nt
Organism: Aphidius gifuensis
Lineage: Eukaryota; Metazoa; Arthropoda; Insecta; Hymenoptera; Braconidae
Exons: 4
Source: RefSeq, a predicted model, not a curated record